CGGGCCGGCCGGACAUGGUGGCGGGCAGCAGCGGGAGCGGCAGGAGGAGGAGCAGGAGCAGGAGCAGCAGCGGGGCCCCCGGCCUUUCCGCCCGGCUCCUCGAGUGGAAAGUGAUUCGAGAACACGGGAGAGAGUCUGGCGACAGUGAGGAAUUGCAUUUCUUUGUCGGGAGGCCACGGUAUGAACCCCUUCUGGAGCAUGUCUACAAGUUCUGUACGCAAGCGCUCUGAUGGGGAAGAGAAGACUCUGACCGGGGACCUGAAAGCCAGUCCGCCCCGACCGGCUCCGAAGAAGCAGCUGCCUUCCAUUCCCAAAAAUGCCCUGCCCGUAACCAAGCCCGCGUCGCCCACCCCCGCCGGCCAGUCGACCAACGGCACGCACGCCUCCUACGGACCCUUUUACUUGGAGUACUCCCUCCUGGCGGAAUUUACUUUGGUGGUAAAACAGAAGCUGCCCGGAGUCUACGUGCAGCCGUCCUACCGAUCUGCAUUAAUGUGGUUCGGUGUGAUAUUCAUUCGGCACGGACUCUACCAAGAUGGAGUGUUCAAGUUUACGGUUUAUAUUCCCGACAACUACCCGGACGGUGACUGUCCGCGCCUGGUGUUCGACAGCCCGGUCUUCCACCCGCUAGUCGAUCCUCUCUCAGGUGAACUGGAUGUGAAGCGAGCAUUUGCCAAGUGGAGGCGGAACCACAACCACAUAUGGCAAGUGCUGAUGUACGCCCGCCGGGUUUUCUACAAGAUCGACACGACCGGCCCUCUGAACCCCGAGGCCGCGGUGCUGUACGAGAAAGACGUCCAGCUGUUUAAGAGCAAAGUGGUCGACAGCGUCAAACUAUGCGGCAGCCGUCUGUUCGAUCAGCCGAAAAUCGAGGAUCCCUAUGCAAUCAGUUUUUCGCCGUGGAAUCCCUCUGUACACGACGAGGCCAGAGAGAAGAUGCUGACUCAGAAAAAGAAGCCAGAAGAGCAACACAGCAAAAGUCUCCACGUCUCUGGCCUGUCUUGGGUGAAGCCCGGCUCAGUGCAACCCUUCAGUAAAGAGGAAAAAACGGUAACAACCUAAAGCUCGCGGACUCUGGUGCACCGGGCACUUUCGGCCGACGGAGGGAGAAGGGCAGGAAGAGCGGACUGGUUCGACUGACCCGUGGCGGUGACCGUAGGGAGUAAAACGGCUCCAAGGGCGUGCGAUCUCAGUGUUUUCCUUACGCGUUCGGUUUCGACCGACGUCGCGGAAGCCCCUCCGAAGGCAGUACUUUGGUCACGGAAGUUGCUCCGGGGAGGUUUCUCGGCGUCGACGCUCCGGUUUGUUGGGGGAUUGUGUUUCGGGCUUUCGAAUCUUCUUUUUCCUUCCGGGAGUGGCAUUUUAAAAAACACCUCCAGCUGACCGGCCCCGAGGUUAGCGGGGGAAGCCGGCGGAAUUCAACGCUACGUAUUAUUUAACGGUCUUAAGAUCCAGGGUUUCGGUUGUAAAUACGUUUCGGAUGUGGACUGACUUGUAUAUAGAUAGCCGGUUCGGUAACUCAUCUAGCACUUUCGAGGGAAGGUUAAACCGGGACGGCUAGUCUUAGCUCUUUUCAUUUUAUUUUCUUCCCCGACUUUAAAGCGGAUGCCGUCACCGAAGCACACGUUAGUCUGAGAGGAGACCAGAACACUAUGGAGCGGUAGCUUUUUUUUAAAGCAGAUACAGUUGAAGUAUUUUUAAAUGGUUAUUUUAUCUCUCUGCGGGGGUUUAAUAAAAUAUUCUUCAGAAACGGACAGUGGCGUGCUAUCGUGACUGAUGUGUGGCAGUAGUGACAAUAAACCUGAAAAGUGAA
Messenger RNA from Ornithorhynchus anatinus (platypus), 1813 nucleotides. RefSeq names its product AKT interacting protein (gene AKTIP). The record is from RefSeq and is a predicted model, not a curated record. Bases 181 to 1062 code for a protein of 293 amino acids. The transcript is spliced from 10 exons. NCBI's taxonomy places the organism in Eukaryota, Metazoa, Chordata, Mammalia, Monotremata, Ornithorhynchidae.